Messenger RNA from Larimichthys crocea (large yellow croaker), 1641 nucleotides. RefSeq names its product NACHT, LRR and PYD domains-containing protein 1b allele 2-like. The transcript is spliced from 11 exons. Bases 325 to 1641 code for a protein of 438 amino acids. Gene Ontology annotation, biological process: regulation of apoptotic process. The record is from RefSeq and is a predicted model, not a curated record. Lineage: Eukaryota; Metazoa; Chordata; Actinopteri; Sciaenidae.
AGAGUGUUGUGUGUUACGCUUUCAGCUGGCCUCACAGCGACUGUUAGUGUGGUCACUGUAAACUGGUGAGAAAUGGACUUCACACACUUUACAGAGGCUAUAUUUCAAACACUAAGCGACCUGGAUCGGAGUGACUUCAGGAGUUUCUGCUUUCAUCGAAAAGUCGAUUACGAGAAGUCCGAUUGACCCAAUGCGUUUCACGAACUUCCUGGUUUCAAGUCUCACCGAGACUGGUGCUCUGUUUUUGACUUUGCAGAUACUGAGGAAGAUUGGCUGUCAGGAAGAGGCACACAGACUAGCUGAUAGACAGGUGUAGGUCCCAUCAUGGCUGAUCUCUCCCAUUUUGUGGAUAAGCAUAGAGAUCACCUGAUACACAGUGUGAGAAAAGUUGAACCAGUAUUGGACGAGCUCCUUAUUAAUGGGGUCAUUCAACAAAAACACUGUGAUGACAUCAAGGCUCUCCCAACCUCAGAGGAGCAGAUGAGGAAGCUCUUUGAUUGUCUGACAGAUGCUGGAGACAGAGACAAAGACAUCUUAUUCAACGUCAUUAAGAAACUUGAGCCAGAUUUUAUCAAGCUCAUCAUGUUAAGGGAUGCUGCUUCAGUGAGUGUCGGCCAUGGAGAGGACUUCAUCAGACAAAAUCUCAGAGUGAAUUUGAAAGGCUUCACAUUGCAGUGGUUAGGUCCUUUAUCUGGAUCCUCAAACCAGUCAACGAUGGCACAAGGAAGUCAAAUGUCCCCAGAGCAUGACUGGAUUAAACUUGAGCCUGAAGUGAACUAUGUGGAUGUUCCAACUUACAGACUACAGUCUAAAGCAGGUAACUAUGAAUGCAGUGUCUCUGGCUUGCGCUGGGUUUGUAAAGAAAAGGUCAGCUUCAAGUACCAGUUUGGCUCUUGGGAGGAACAUAUGGAGAGAAUUCAAACCAACCACCAGUACAUGGUUGGAGGUCCCCUAAUGGACAUCACUGUCAUUGCUGGAAAGUUUAAAGAAGUGUAUCUGCCACACUGGAUCUGCACAGAUGACAACCCUACAAUCCUGGACAAGUUUGCAGUCCUACACAUAGAUACCUGUGGAGAUGUGGUGGAACAAGUGUCUGAGGUCACGCCUUCCCAUGUGAAGUUAUCACAGCCAGUUUUCUCUCCAAGAGGAGUCCUGGUGAAAGCCGGCUUUCCAGUGAAAAUUAACUGUAAAGUGUUAAUAUACAAGACCAGCAAAGCCUUCCUCACACUGCAUGUUUACCUGAUCCCUCGUGAUCCUGCUCUGCAAGAGACAAUGAAAAACAAAGCAUUAUCCAUGGGAUACAAAAUGAUCCAAAAGCCAUACCCAGAGAAAUCCCUGAAAAUGCGUGAGCGUUUCAUCCUCACAGCUGAUAAGGACGGUGCAGAAAUUUACCCGGAAACAUUAAAACUUGUGUAUCAAAGCAGUGACCCAAACUUCUUUGAAGUGUUCAUUGAAAAUCCAGACAGUAAUUUCCAGCUCACACUCAGGCAUGAAACUGGACCAGUGUGGACCUCUGUGAUUCGAAAAAAUGACUAUCAAAACACUGGUGAUACUCUGAUGAUGUUUGAUAAGGAGCUUGACAAGGUGAGGUCUAAACUUGUGGAGAAAAUGUCCAGAAAGUUAAUUAACGACUGCGGAUGA